UCCUCUCUUUUUAACAGACAGGGUUUGAACUGGGAUGUGAACGAUGUCAAACUAGCUUUUUGCAGUAUAAAAGGAGGAGCUUUGAGAUAAAGAGUAUUAGAUGAGGCCAUUAGUGCUCUGUGGAUUACAGUAAUCCAGCCCCUUUAAUAUCGGUGCGGUCCACCACUCGAAAAAUAAAUCAUCAUGGAGUACAGACUGCAGCACAUGUUUCUGUUGGCCAUCCUGCUGGUGACUAAAGGUUUUGUUGGGCUUCAGGCUCAAGAGGAUGGCAAUGAGACAUGGGCUGAAAAAACUUGCAAAUGUGAUUGUGAUGAAGAUUCCAAGCUGCUUUCUAAAGGUUUUAGAUCCACCUGGGCACAGGGUAUGGUCUGCAUGCCAGAGUGUCCUUACCAUAAGCCCCUUGGGUUUGAGGAAGGGUCUGUGACAUCAGAUCAAAUCAGCUCCUCCAAUCAAGAGCAGUAUACGGGCUGGUUCUCCUCCUGGACUGCAAACAAAGCGAGACUCAACAGUCAGGGAUUUGGGUGUGCCUGGCUGUCUAAAUUUCAGGAUACCAACCAGUGGCUGCAGAUUGACCUGAAGGAAAUCAAAGUGGUUUCUGGUAUCCUGACCCAGGGGCGCUGUGACUCGGAGGAGUGGAUGACUAAAUAUAGCGUGCAAUACCGCACCAAUGAGAAACUCAACUGGAUCUACUACAAGGACCAGACUGGAAACAACAGAUUGUUCUAUGGGAACUCUGACAGUUCAUCAACAGUCCAGAACCUGCUGCGUCCACCUAUCGUAGCGCGUUACAUCCGUAUCAUACCACUGGGUUGGCACACCCGCAUCGCUAUCCGCCUGGAAUUACUACUUUGCAUGAAUAAAUGCACCUGAUCCAGUGGAUGCCAACAAUGCAAUACCCAACUAUUCCCUGCACUGCCCCUUUUCUUAUACUCCAACAUGCCAAAGUGAAAACUACUGCCCUGUGUUCAUUUUUUUAUGAACAAACAAUCUGUUACUUUAUAUGGAAGAAAUUAGAUGAAUUAGAAUAUGUUAGACUUUCACUUUGUGAUAAUGAUCUGUUUCAUAUAUUCUACAACAAAAAAUAUUUCUUGCUAUUCAGUUGCUAUUUGGCAAAUAGAAAGGGUACCCAUUGUUAAUAAAAAAACAUAUGCUGGGUUGUUUCAACUCAUGGUUGGGUUAAUAACAACCUAGGCUAGCAUUGGUUUAUUUAUAACCCAACAUGUGUGUUCUGUCCAAUAUAUACCCAGCAUUGGGUUAAAAAUAACACAUUGGGUGUGAUAUUUUUGUGUGGUUUGUAAAGGUAAUGUAGAGUAGUUUAUCCUCACUGUCACCAAU
This is a messenger RNA of Misgurnus anguillicaudatus (oriental weatherfish), 1335 nucleotides long. It is a transcript of the gene rs1a, whose product is annotated as retinoschisin 1a. Lineage: Eukaryota; Metazoa; Chordata; Actinopteri; Cypriniformes; Cobitidae. Gene Ontology annotation, cellular component: plasma membrane. Gene Ontology annotation, molecular function: signaling receptor activity. The record is from RefSeq and is a predicted model, not a curated record.